GCCAAGCACAGAAAUACACUUACAAAUACACACACAAAAUUAUAGACAAGUACACAAAUACAGACAUAUGCUCACGUCCCGAGCGUGAAAUCACUUUGGAAAUCACCUGGAGAGACAGAGGGAAUAAACAAAAGGGUCCAGACUGCGAGAGUUAACGCAGAAUCCCGAGGGCCUGAAGUGAGGAGGCAGGUUGGUCGGCUGGUUUGUUAGACUCAGAUCCUGUGGCCGUACUUUGCUCCAGUCAUCGGCAGCAGGUGAAGGACUCGUUCACAGGGAUUCACCAGGUUUGGAGUUUCUUCUGUGUGAUCUGUGUGAAUUUUGACAACAGGUGGGGAAGCACUGACGUUGUCCACCAAACACCAUGGAUCAGGAGGAUGACAAAAACUCAGUGGAUAUCCAUGACAACCCUCCAGCUCCUGACAAUGUAGUGAGGGAGGACGGAGACACCGUCUAUUUCAUAUAUGAGGAGGAGGUGGAAGUGGAGGAGAAGGAACCAGAACCUCCUCCCGAGCCAGUUAUCCGGAUCAACGACAAACCCCACAAGUUCAAGGACCACUACUGCAAGAAACCCAAGUUCUGUGACGUCUGUGCUCGCAUGAUAGUUUUGAACAACAAGUUUGCUCUGAGGUGUAAAAACUGCAAGACCAACAUUCACCAUUCAUGUCAGUCAUAUGUCGAGUUCCAGAGAUGCUUUGGCAAAAUUCCGCCUGGCUUCAGAAGGGCCUACAGCUCCCCCCUGUACAGCAGCGACCAACCAGAUUCAAACAACCCAAACCGGAAUGACCCCGUCUUUGACACCCUGCGUGUCGGUGUCAUCAUGGCAAAUAAGGAGCGCAAAAAGAAUGAAAAUGACAAGAAAAAUAUGAUGAUGAUGAUGGAGGAAGAGGAAGAGGAGAACCAACAGCCCAAAGAGAAUGAGGAGGGAGGAGAAGGGAAGCCUGAUGAUAAGAAGGAGAAGGGAGGAGACAAAGCAGAUGACAAGAGUAAAGGUACAUUCUCCCAGUCCCACUAUUACCUGGCUCUCUACCGCUUCAAGGCCAUCGAGAAAGACGACCUCGAUUUCCACCCUGGUGAUCGGAUCACAGUCCUGGAUGACUCCAAUGAAGAGUGGUGGAGGGGGAAAAUGGGAGAUAAGACGGGCUACUUCCCCACCAACUACCUCAUAAAAGUGCGUGCAUCAGAAAGGGUCUACAAGGUGACGCGCGCCUUUGUAGGGAACAGAGAGAUGGGACAAAUCACACUGAAGAAAGAUCAGAUUGUAGUGAAGAAAGGAGAUGAGAAAGGCGGCUACUUGAAGGUCAGCACUGGACGCAAGCUGGGCUACUUCCCUGCUGAUCUGCUGCAGGAGAUCACUGUGACAUAAAAACCAUCAUAUGCAAUGAAAGAGCCUGCAACACACUUUAAAAACAUCAGCACAAAAUGGUCCCGUCACUAUUUGGGAGAUCCUCCUGAUCUUUCAGUAAUUUUCUAUAUUUGUUACCAAAAAAUUUUUUUUUGAUUUUGCUGUUAUUGUGUUCGUCACUGUAGAAAAGAAUUAGCUGUGAUCUAUCUGUGCCUUUGACACAAAGAGAAGCAUGAGAGCGGAGAGAUGAAUGAUUUAAUAGUUAGAAAAACUGUUUUAUUAACACUUAAUAAGUUGGAAAGAGACAAUCAGGUGACGUAUGGGCUUUGUUGUGAAUAGCGUAAAAACACAAACAGAUGCUUUAAGGUACUACCUGCUGAAAACCUGGAGAACCUUGCAGAAGGUCACAAAGCAAAUGAUAAACCAAUAUGAAGGUAGACAAUUAAUGUAAUUCUAAAUCAAUCUGAAUCAAAAGUACGUGGACACUGAGAGCUCCUGUUAGAUCUUCUCACAACAAAACCUCAGUGGCAGAUAAAUACUUUAUAUUAUUGCCAAACCAAAUACCUAAUGACUUGUUUGUUACCAUUUGCAAGGCCGCCCAGGUCCUUUAGAGGCUAUUUUAACAUGUAUAUUGCUUUAUAUUAACAAAGAGAGUAAAAAGUGCAAAGACAAUGUCCAAGAUUGUGUUUAUAAGUAAUUUCACAUGUGACCCUGACAAACUGCAGAAAAUCUGUAUGAAAGAAAAAUGUGUUAAAUAGUAACUCAGCUCAACAUGGUAUCAAAUGUUUGUGCUAAUUACUGCUGAUACAGUCAGCUGAAUGCUUGAAGUAUACAUGUUUCAGAUAUUAAACCUGAAGUGCACUUAAAAGCUGCCUAUGA
This is a messenger RNA of Toxotes jaculatrix (banded archerfish), 2221 nucleotides long. It is a transcript of the gene stac3, whose product is annotated as SH3 and cysteine rich domain 3. Gene Ontology annotation, biological process: positive regulation of protein localization to plasma membrane; positive regulation of voltage-gated calcium channel activity; skeletal muscle contraction. The record is from RefSeq and is a predicted model, not a curated record. Gene Ontology annotation, molecular function: protein binding. Gene Ontology annotation, cellular component: extrinsic component of cytoplasmic side of plasma membrane. Bases 362 to 1363 code for a protein of 333 amino acids. NCBI's taxonomy places the organism in Eukaryota, Metazoa, Chordata, Actinopteri, Toxotidae. The transcript has 13 exons.